GCUGGUAUUAUUCAUGGUGUUAAAACUGUGGAAGAAACAGUUGAGUUUCAAUAUUAUCAUCAUCUACACAAAACUAAUUUUGUCCAUAUUAUUAUUGCUAAACCAAAACCCCUCUUCCCUUCUAUAUAUUCCAAAGCCUGCCGCUCGCUCCCCUUUUCCUAUAUGAUCCAUUUUUCGUCUAUACACAUUACACACACAACACCAUAUCAACAAUCAAGAAAAUAAGUUUAUGAAGGAAGAUGGAUGAUUUUGUGACACGGCAAGCGAGUAUCAAGAGUGUCUUAACAUGCAUAAUAUGCAAAAACUUAUUCAAAGAAGUCACCAUUAUUGAAGAAUGCUGUCACAGAUUUUGCAAGAAGUGCAUAACCAGGACGAUUACAGAAGAGAAAUUGCAUGUUUGUCCAGUUUGCAAUCUGGAUCUAGGUGUUGCCCCAUUGCAGAAAAUUAGGCCUGAUAACCAAGUGCAAGAGAUUCGAAACAUAUUCUCAGCUAAAAGAAGAGAAUACAUUGAGCGUGGACUAAUCCAAGAUAGCUCGAAAAAAGGCGAAUCCAAAAAGUUAGCCCAUGAGGAUAAUAAUAGUGCCAACAUGCUCAUUGACAAUCCAUUGCCUACUGCAGCUGCUGUUGCUACAAGUUCAAGGAGAAAGGAGAAAUCUAUCUCUUCCUUAGUAAAUACUACACCUGUUGAUAAUCAAGUUCCGGUUCAGCAGAACGUUUUGACUACUGGAAGAAGAAGAAGCAGAUCGCGAAAUGCUAAUAACAAUGCUUUGCGAUUUCAAGAAUUGGCCAAAUUUUACAAUGUAGAGGUCAACCAGAUAAAGGGAGAUCAUCAGCCAGGAAGUUCAAACAUUCCUCUGUUUUCAGGCAAAGCAACUACUAAAAAUAAACAACAGGUUGAGAGUGCUGCUUAUGCUGCUGAGUCCUCAAAGAAUGAUGCUAUCUCAAAGAAAGGCAAAGGUACUGAACCAUUGGAUGGUAUGAAUGACCUAUGGGAACCAUUGAACACAUUGGUAACUGAUAAAGGUGCCACUUUAGCCAAUUCCAACAAAUCCAAGUUCACUGAGCCUGUUCUAAACUUCACUCCACUAUUCAAUCUUUAUGACGAAGAUGAAGAGGACGACGACGAAGAGGACGACGAAGAGUACGUGCCUUCUCCAAAAACAAGGGAACGCAAAGUUAGCAAACAGAAUAUUGUUCAUCAAAAAGAGGAAAAAAAAUCAAAUGUUGUUCCAGCUGCAGCAGCAGCACCAUCAACUAGUAAUAAUAAUAAUAAUGAUAAAGGAAAAGGGAAAAAGGGACGACGCGGCAGAAAGAAAAAAGAAACAAAUAAUAUUCCCGCUGGUGGUGGUGGUGGUGGAUUAUCAAAUAAUGUGGCACAAGUAGGAGUUGCUCAUGAGGCUGCAGCAACAAGCAGUGGUACUAGACUGAAUGAAAGAGUCAAUCCCAUUUGGUUCAAUUUGGUUGCAUCUGAUAAGCAGGAAUGUCCUUCACCUUUGCCACAGAUUUCUUCCCGCUAUAUAAAGAUCAAGGAUGCGAAUAUGCCUGUUUCCUACACAAAGAAGUACAUUGCACUAAAACUCAGUCUCCAGAGCGAAGACGAGGUGGAGCUUCGCAUGUUGGGCAUACCGUUGCGCCUUCCUGAGCAGCCACUGCGUCAACUAACAGAUUUGUGGUUACAUGCAGCACCUAACUCUGGAAUUAGAAAGGCAAAAGUUGGAGGUUCUGCCAAAGAUUUUUUGAUGGUUUUUACAUACGGGCGCAAAUCAUAAACCUCAGCGUUAAUAUCAGUAUUAUACUAUUUCAGUUUCUCCUUUGCUUAAAUAUUCAUUUGAUGGGAUAUUUGCAAGGAGAAAACUUCUUGGUGCAUGUUGUUGUUACCUUUGUAUGCUUUUUGUAAACUCUGCUGGUUUUGGUUGCUUGUUUUGUACCCCGUCUGUUGUUUAUUAAGAAUUAUACUCUAUGUUUUUGUUUAAUACAUCAUAUUAAGCCAAGACUUAAUAUACAAAAUGUAUUUUCAUUUUC
Lycium barbarum (goji berry) is the source of this 2022-nucleotide messenger RNA. RefSeq names its product E3 ubiquitin protein ligase DRIP1-like. Bases 240 to 1769 code for a protein of 509 amino acids. Gene Ontology annotation, molecular function: ubiquitin-protein transferase activity. The transcript is spliced from 8 exons. NCBI's taxonomy places the organism in Eukaryota, Viridiplantae, Streptophyta, Magnoliopsida, Solanales, Solanaceae. The record is from RefSeq and is a predicted model, not a curated record.